Andrographis paniculata is the source of this 729-nucleotide messenger RNA. RefSeq lists its product as uncharacterized. The record is from RefSeq and is a predicted model, not a curated record. Gene Ontology annotation, cellular component: nuclear envelope; membrane; endoplasmic reticulum. Bases 71 to 508 code for a protein of 145 amino acids. Gene Ontology annotation, molecular function: glutathione peroxidase activity; glutathione transferase activity. The transcript has 4 exons. NCBI's taxonomy places the organism in Eukaryota, Viridiplantae, Streptophyta, Magnoliopsida, Lamiales, Acanthaceae.
GCGGUGUUUACACAGACAGGUACUUCGCUGCGAUAAUAUUCAUUUCUGCAUAAGGGAUAUUUGAUUAACAAUGGCAGGAGUGGUAAUGCUGCCCAAGGAAUUCGGAUACGUCGCCAUUGUCCUCGUUCUGUACACAUUUCUCAACUUUUGGAUGAGCUUUCAAGUCGGCAAAGCGCGCAGGAAGUAUAAGGUUUAUUACCCGACGAUGUACGCCAGUGAAUCUGAGAACAAAGAUGCCAGUCUUUUCAAUUGUGUUCAGAGAGGUCACCAGAAUUCCCUGGAAAUGAUGCCAAUAUUUUUCAUGUUGAUGAUAUUGGGAGGAAUUCAGCACCCUGUGAUAUCUGCAUCAUUGGGAGUCCUUUACACCGUCACUCGGUAUUUCUAUUUCAAAGGCUACUCCACUGGUGAUCCUAAGAACCGUCUUUCUAUUGGGAAAUACGGGUUCUUGGCACUGCUGGGGCUUAUAAUUUGCACGAUAUCGGGUGCGGUGCAUAUGCUUUCUGCUUGAAGCAUGACUUGAUCUGAUCUUCUUUCUUCUUCUACUUGGUCUAAAGACUUGGUGCGGUUUCUUAACCCAUUUUCUUCAUUUUUCAUGCAUGUUAGUUGUUGUGUUUUUGGGUUGUGAGGACUCAUCAGACCUAUUUCUUGCACCCCUGAAUUAGAGAGAAUGUUGAUGGUCAAGUUAAAGUUGUCUAUUUCGUUUUGGCAAUAAAAUAACAACUUAAUCAA